Molecule: messenger RNA, 1437 nt
Organism: Emericellopsis cladophorae
Lineage: Eukaryota; Fungi; Ascomycota; Sordariomycetes; Hypocreales; Bionectriaceae
Product: ankyrin repeat protein
Exons: 2
Coding region: 1-1437 (478 amino acids)
Biological process (GO): sodium ion export across plasma membrane; regulation of membrane potential; proton export across plasma membrane
Cellular component (GO): plasma membrane
Molecular function (GO): sodium:proton antiporter activity
Source: RefSeq, a predicted model, not a curated record
AUGGCGCCCAACAUCUGGGCCGUUCCCCUCGAACUCACCAACUUCAACAUCAUCACCUCUGUCCUCGGAGGUUUUGUGUCGUUGUUUGGUCUCGUCUCCUACCUACUCAAGGAGCACUAUUUUAUGUCGGAAGCUUUGAUCGCUCUCCUCGUUGGCAUUGGACUCGGCCCUGCUGGCGCCAACUUUAUCCGCCCACGGAGCUACGCACAGUGCAACGAGUAUGGCGUCUCCGAGGCGCAAUGCCAGGAGAAUCUCGACUCCAUCACCGUCAAUUUCUCGCGCCUAGUUCUGGGCGUUCAGCUGGUCAUUGCAGGCGUCCAACUGCCCAGCAAGUACCUGGUUCGAGAAUGGAGGCCGCUCCUUCUGCUCGUCGGGCCCGGGAUGGUGUGCAUGUGGCUGUCUACCAGCCUCCUCGUGUAUUUAAUCGCCGGGCCACCGAGUUUCCUGCACGCACUGGCUGCAGGCGCGUGCGUGACGCCUACAGACCCCAUCUUGUCCAACGUCAUCGUCAAGGGCAAAUUUGCUGACCAGAACAUCCCCAAGGACCUACAGGACCUGAUCAUCGCCGAGUCGGGGACCAACGACGGACUUGGGUACCCCUUUCUCUUCUUCGCCCUGUACCUGAUCAAGUUUGUGGGCGCGGGCGCCACCUCGGGCGGGGGUCUGGGCGAGGGACUCGGUGUCUGGGUUGUCUUCACAUGGUGCUACGUGAUCUUCCUUAGCAUCCUGUACGGCACCGUCGUGGGCUGGAUCGGCAAGGAGCUCUUGUACUGGUGCGAGAAACGCAACUUUGUCGAUCGCGAAAGCUUUCUCGUCUUUGCGGUGGCGCUCGCUCUCUUCGUGCUCGGGACCUGUGGCCUCAUUGGCACGGACGAGGUGCUCGCCUGCUUCAUCGCGGGCAACGCGCUGACGUGGGACGAUUGGUUUCGCGAGGAGACGGAGAGCGACUCGCUGCAGCCGACGGUCGAUAUGCUCCUCAACGUCUCCGUCUUCCUGUGGUACGGUGCGUACAUGCCCUGGAACCGCUUCGUGGAAGAUGCGACCACCAGCCUGGGCACGCUUUUCUUCCUCGCGAUCUCCGUACUGCUUCUGAGACGGCUUCCCUGCAUUUUCGGCAUGCACUGGUGGAUUCCACAGAUUGCCGACAGGAGGCAAGCUGCCUUUAUGGGCUUCUUUGGACCCAUUGGCGUGUCUGCCGUCUACUACAUCUUCAUCAGUCUUGACUUUAUCCGGAUGCAUCUGUCGGAUGAGAAUGGUGUGCCACGCAGCGACGUCGAGGACCUUGGUAGCUUGAUCAGGACGGUCGUGUGGUUCCUCUGUCUCUGUAGCAUUGUCGUCCACGGCCUCAGCAUACCGCUAGGGACCUUUGGUUUCCUGGGACCAUCUGCGUUUCGUGGUUCUCCCAGCCGGGUGAGUCUGGGCCACGAUAGCCCUUAG